AUGGCACCACCACCCCAAGACAACAACAACAACAACAACAACAACAACAACAACAACAACAACAACAACAACAACAGCGAAGAAGCUCUCAUCCACAAAGCCCUAGAACAAGCCAAAUCCCUCGCCUCCCACAGCUGGGAAUACGGCACUGUGGCCGAGGCCCUGCUGGAGCUAUACAAUCCUGACAUGACGGUUUUUGGGAAGAGUCCUUUCUCUGGAUGUAGCUAUGAUAAUAAGGGUGAUGGUGAUGGUGAUGGUGCUGAGAUCGAAGCGCUGGCGUAUGCCAAGAGAUAUAUUCGGACGGAGGGGGGUAGGCUUGUUGAUGGGGAGGGCUCAUCCGGCGACCCCGCCUCUCUAGGCGUAACAGCUCUCUUUCUAGGCCAGCAGCAGCAAGAGCAGUCAUAUAUGGAUGCAGCACAUCGUCAGGCGCAAACCCUCUUGUAUCAUACACCGCGCUUCGCCAACGGCGCUAUCAGCCAUCGCGAGAGCGUGGCCGAGCUCUGGAGCGAUUCGGUCUACAUGGUGCCGCCCUUCUUGGCGUAUUACGGCCGGAUGUGCGACAAGCCUGAGAUUGUGGAAGAAGCGGUCCGUCAGUGUAAGCUGUAUCGCGAUGUCCUUGCUGACCCGCAGACGGGUUUGUGGAGACAUGUUGUUGGGCCGGAACAUGAAGAUCUGGGUUUCUGGAGUACGGGGAUCGGUUGGGCUGUUAUGGGCAUGACUCGGGUGCUGGCUACGGUGAUGGCGCAGGACGAUGACGAUCACUCCAUCGAGCAGCAGCAACAGCAGCAACAACAGCAGCAGCAGCAGGAACUGACAGACUCCAUCAAAUCGCUCCUCGACGGUGUAAUCCUUACCGGACGAGGGACAAACGGCCUAGUCAGGAACUAUAUGACAGACCAGUCUUCACCCUUCAACUUCGAAGAAAACGCCGGAACAGCAGCCCUCGCAUCAGCAAUCUUCCGCCUUGCUGUUCUCUGUCCAGACAUCUUCGGCUCUGAUUCAAAAUAUAUCAACUGGGCCCUCUCGGCGCGCGAGGCUGUACUCCGCCAUAUCGAUCCCGACACGGGCAUCGUCUUCCCUGUCGUGAACCCGAUGGAUCCGAAAGAUCCGAGACCGGCGAGGGCGUCGGCUGAGGCGCAGUGUUUUGUUGUGUUGAUGCAUGCUGCGUAUCGGGAUUGGGUGGCUCAUACGCAGAGGAGGAAGGUGUCUUAG
This is a messenger RNA of Rasamsonia emersonii CBS 393.64, 1212 nucleotides long. RefSeq lists its product as uncharacterized. The record is from RefSeq and is a predicted model, not a curated record. Lineage: Eukaryota; Fungi; Ascomycota; Eurotiomycetes; Eurotiales; Trichocomaceae. The coding region runs from base 1 to 1212 and encodes 403 amino acids. Gene Ontology annotation, biological process: carbohydrate metabolic process. The transcript has 2 exons.